This is a messenger RNA of Struthio camelus australis, 2281 nucleotides long. RefSeq names its product fyn related Src family tyrosine kinase (gene FRK). Gene Ontology annotation, cellular component: extrinsic component of cytoplasmic side of plasma membrane. Gene Ontology annotation, molecular function: non-membrane spanning protein tyrosine kinase activity; ATP binding; signaling receptor binding. Gene Ontology annotation, biological process: cell differentiation; cell surface receptor protein tyrosine kinase signaling pathway; protein phosphorylation. NCBI's taxonomy places the organism in Eukaryota, Metazoa, Chordata, Aves, Struthioniformes, Struthionidae. The record is from RefSeq and is a predicted model, not a curated record.
UAAGAAAUGAGAAGCCUCCCACAUCAGAUCUUCUGAAUUUGUUUUUUGCUGUAGGAGAAAAGGACCCAUGCUCUCCUAUUGUUCCAAGACUUCAGCCCAAACACAGUUCUUUUGUUGCUUUCCUGUUCAGAAGAGGAAGUGAGAAAUUUCCCUCCACAUGUGCUCCAGCGCUUGGACGCUCAGGUUUCACUCCUGAAUCAGGAGCCGCCUGUAAUGAGCUCCCGGUGGGGCUUGGAGAGAAGGUUCAGCUGGGGCAAGAGUUGUUUCAUUUUGUGCCAAAGGAGGAGGAGAGGAAGAAAAGCUGCAAAGAACUGAAAUGUUGAUGGUGCAAAAAGUUGUCUAAGAGUAUUGCAGUUCGGAAAGUAAAAGAGAAGAAGAAAACAGAGGAAGGUACAAAGAAAUAGAGCAGCAGGAUGGGAAACUUUUGUCAGAGGCAUUGCAUCUGUUUGCAGCCCUGUAUCCCUUGCGUAUUCUCACGGGGAGAAAAUGAUCGGAAUGAGGUUGGCCAGGUCUUCGCCAACCCUGCUGUCACAGGAGAUGCCUUCCAAACAGGGCAGAAAGACAGAUACAGUGAAAUAAGAGGUAAACCUUUGCCUUCGCUGCCUGGGGAGCAUCUGGUGAAUACUCGCAGAUUUGUGGCACUCUUUGACUAUGAGGCUCGGACUGAAGAGGACUUGAGCUUCCAAGCUGGCGACAAGCUUGAAGUGCUGGAUGCUUCCCACGAGGGCUGGUGGUAUGCUAGGCUCCUCCUGCCGAGGGGGUCAGUCUGUCCCGGCCGCAAGCUCCAGGGCUACAUCCCUGCCAACUACAUAGCUGCUGACCAGACCAUUGAAGCUGAACUAUGGUUUUUUGGCCCAAUCAAGCGAGCAGAUGCAGAAAGACAACUAUCUUAUCCUGGAAACCAGGCAGGAGCCUUCCUAAUCAGAGAAAGCGAAAGUCUAAAAGGAGAAUUUUCACUUUCAGUUUUUGAUGGUGAAUCUGUGAAGCACUACAGGAUCAGAAAGCUGGAUGAAGGUUUUUUCUUAAACCGACUGAGAACUUUUGCAACUCUGAAUGAGUUUGUUGACUAUUACAGUAAAAACAAUGAUGGCCUCUGCAUAACACUUGGGAAGCCAUGUCUAAAGGUACAAACUCCUACUACUUUUGAUUUGUCUUAUAAAACUGUGGAUCAGUGGGAGAUAGACCGAAGCUCUCUGAAAUUGUUGAAAAAAUUAGGAUCUGGUCAGUUUGGUGAGGUAUGGGAAGGACUGUGGAAUAAUACCACCCCUGUGGCGAUCAAAACAUUAAAACCAGGUUCAAUGGAUCCAAAGGACUUUCUGAGGGAAGCACAGAUAAUGAAGAACUUGAGACAUCCAAAGCUAAUACAGCUUUAUGCUGUUUGCACUUUAGAGGAUCCAAUUUAUAUUAUUACUGAGCUGAUGAGAUAUGGAAGUCUUCUAGAAUACCUUCAAAAGGAUGCGGGCUCCCAAAUCCAUCUGUCACAUCAAGUAGACAUGGCUGCUCAGGUGGCCUCAGGGAUGGCUUACCUGGAAACCCGGAACUAUAUUCAUCGGGAUUUGGCAGCCAGGAAUGUCCUUGUUGGUGAACACAGUAUUUGCAAAGUGGCAGAUUUUGGACUUGCAAGAGUUUUUAAGGUAGAAAAUGAAAAUAUAUAUGAAACUAAGCACGAAACAAAACUCCCAGUGAAAUGGACAGCCCCAGAGGCAAUCCGCUUGAAUAAAUUCAGCGUUAAGUCAGAUGUGUGGUCGUUUGGAGUACUUCUAUUUGAAAUUAUGACUUAUGGGAAGAUGCCCUAUGCUGGUAUGACAGGACAGCAAGUGCUCCAGAUGCUGGAUAAGGGAUACAGACUUCCUCAGCCAGACAACUGCCCAAAGCCGCUGUAUGAUAUCAUGCUGCAGUGCUGGAAGGCGAAUGCCAAAGAACGACCCACAUUUGAAACCUUGCAAUGGCAGCUGGAAGACUAUUUUGAAGUGGAUGAUUUAUCCUAUUCAGAAACACAUACUAUUUUAAAAUGAACCCUGAGGCAGGGCCUGAGCAAAAAAAUAAUGAUCACUUCAAUGAACAUGACUAGGAGGGUCACUGUGAAAUCAAUGUAACCUCAAAUGUAGAAUGAGAGGUUAUUAGAUGAAACUAAGGAAUUUGGUACAUUUUCACGCCUGUGUCAGUACUUAAGGACAGUUCAAAUUUUUGCUGCUGGUAAGUAUUUUGCAAGAUAGCAUCAGGAGGCUGGAGGGGUGGGGGCUUCUAAAAUAUAAACUCUCUUCUAUUUAUUUUUUGAAUA